This is a messenger RNA of Ambispora leptoticha, 1872 nucleotides long. Lineage: Eukaryota; Fungi; Glomeromycota; Glomeromycetes; Archaeosporales; Ambisporaceae. The record is from the annotation of a GenBank genome assembly.
AUGUCUAGUUUCUACGAUACAGGAGGUACCUGUGAACUCUCACAAACCUCAAAUGCUCUCGUCGCUUUCACCGACGGGAAUUACUCCGCGGCCAUCGGAGUCUUAACCGAAUUUGCAUCUCAAUAUGGUGAACAUGCGCAAGCGUUGUUAGCUCGCUCGUUAUGUUAUCUACAGCAAAGAGAGUUUCCUCGUGUUCUCGCCGACACCUCAAAAGUAAUAAAAUUAUAUACGAUAAACGACUAUAAUACCGAUUUAUUCUGCCACAUUUUAGCGUUAUGGUUAAGAAGUUUAGCCUUUGAAUCAUUGGAAAAAUGGCACGAAGCUAAACAAGAUCUGAAUCGACUUAAGACCCUGAUCUUGCAACACAAUAAUCCCAGCUUUACAGUCGAUGGAACAUUAUCAUUGUUCAUUUCCAACAUGGUUCCCUUGAUCAAUCAAAUUGGGGAUAAAUUCGUGGCAAAUAACCUUCAGUGCGUUACCGAGAGGUUGCAUCGUAUGAUGCAUUUGGAAGCGCAAGAGAUUUCUCGGAAUAACAACGCGACACAAGCUUUUCGAUUGAUUGAUCGAGUGACGAAGAAUUUCAACGAUUUCACUCAAGUUUUUCUUUAUCGUUUGCUAUUGAGAAUGCCAAUCCAUUCGAGUAUGCAUCUUGACAGGUGGUAUUCGUUGGAUCUCAUGUGUGUGAGUGAGAUGGGAUUGUUCAAAAGAACAGAUAUGGAGGGCAUAGAUGGAUAUAAACUUGGUUGUAAAAUACUCGAGAUUGGCAACAAAGAAACUUGUCAGUACGAAGUAAAAGUGAGGGCGAUGAGCCAAGUUAACUGUGAAUGGAGUGACGUGAUGGCAACCGAAUGGGCUGGUGUUCAAAGUAACGGCAAAGGUGGCUUAGAACUGAAGAUAACGAGAGUUAAUGACAGUGAUACAACAAGUAAAAUGCAUCGACCUGAUAAAGUAACAAGAGUUAAUAAUGGCCGUCGCAAUAGAAAAUCACCAAGAAAAAAUUCAUCUUUAUAUCUUCACGUUUUCCCGAUCUUGGAAAUGCCAUCUUCUUGUGGUUAUCAUUACGCUGUAACGCAACCAACGAAAUUGAACAACGCAUCCGCUACCGUAUCAACUCGGAACUCGAAUUCUCCUACGUCGAGUUGGUCGUGUGAAUCAUCAUCACCAUCGAUAAUUCCAUUCUCUAACGGACAGAAAUGUUCAUGGGGGAAUGACGAUUGUUUGGUUCAUAAUUUUAGGACCUUCGAACUUGCGCAUGGAAAAAAUUUAUUGAUCAAAGAGCUUUGGGAUUUCGGAAUUCCCGGUAAAAUUUGGGAUUCUGCCUUUAUCAUUGCAAAAUUAUUCACGAAUAAAAUAUUACAAGAUCCCAAAGCUCUUUUAGGCAAAUCCAUAUUGGACUUAUCGACUGGAACGGGCUUUCUUGGUCUCCAUCUUGCCGCUUUAUUAUCUGUUGUAAAUAACAAUACUAAUAAUAUUGUUGAUUUAAAUAAACAUAAAAGAACGCGCGUAAUCUUGACUGAUUUAGAGGAUGCCCUCAAGUUGAUACGAGUUAAUUAUUCACUCAACCAAUAUCUUUUUCAAAAUAAUCAAAAUAUGACGAUCAAUGUGGACGUGUUGAAAUGGGGCGACUCCAACAAAGCUAAAAAACUUGAACUCUUUGAUCAGUUAAUCCAAACAUUUGUCGAUCUUUGUGUUCCUGGACGCACAAAAAUGUAUCUUGGAUAUAAGCGUCGAGGUCUAUCAAUAGAACAAGAAGUUGAAUUUUUUUCGAAAUUGAACUCUAAAUUUAACAUGAAAAUCUUGGAGGGUGACGGAGAUCACGAAAACGAAGGUCAAGUUAGAAUUUACGAGUUAUGGAGCGAAAAAUUAAAAUGA